CAACCCUGGAGACUGACUAUUCCUGGAAGAACGUCUCUCGGUAGGCCAGCUAGGCUAGUUAAUCAUUACUUCCUUAUAGUCAGGCUUUAAAUAAACUACACCAGAGCUGGUUAAAUACCACAUGCAGAUUAAAAAAAAAAACGACCCCAAGAUAUUGAUGUUUUAGAUGUCUAGAACUGAUAUUGUGAGUUAAGUGUAAUUGGGGCAGAGGGAGAUAAUCUGGUUUAGUAAUUGUUAGCUAGCGUAGCUCAACGCUGUAGUUAGCAAUACAGCGAGCUAACUGGACCUCUUGUCUUUUUGCUGACACUAAGUUCUGCUGCUUCUGUCAGGACCCUUGAACAGAAGGGUUGCUUCGCUGAUACGAUAUUUCUCCAUUAACGGCCCUGUGGAUAGGAUCACAGGAGGUUGAUCGUUGGCUGUGGGGAAAGGUGGGGCCUCUGGGGAGUUUAGGUUUGUCUUCCCAUGACAACGCGACACCAUGGUAGCAACGGCUCCAGCAGCGAUGCCGAGUGCCGGGUCUCGGAGGACGAGAGGAACGUGGAGGACCUGGAGCUCACUGAGCUCGGACCACUGCUGACGGGUCCAGAAGCCUCAGCCAAGCCCAGAGGUGCAACAGCUUACUCAAAUGAGGAGGAGGAAGAGGAGGAGGAGGAGGAUGACAAUGAUGAGGAGGAUGACUUGCAGGUAGUCACACUGCCUUUGCAGGCUCACCAUGCCAUGGAGAAAAUGGAGGAGUUUGUACACAAGGUAUGGGAAGGGCGCUGGCGAGUGAUUCCUUUCCACUUGCUUCCUGAUUGGCUAAAGGACAAUGACUACUUACUACAUGGUCACCGGCCACCCAUGCCAUCUUUCCGAGCUUGCUUUGGAAGCAUCUUCAGGAUCCAUACAGAAACUGGGAACAUCUGGACACAUUUACUAGGUUUGAUCCUGUUCCUCUGUCUGGGCACUCUGACCAUGCUGCGGCCAAAUGUGUCGUUCAUGGCUCCUCUGCAGGAGAAAGUGGUGUUCGGGAUGUUUUUCCUGGGCGCUGUGCUCUGCCUCUGCUUCUCCUGGCUCUUCCAUACAGUCUACUGUCACUCAGAGAAAGUGUCCAGAACAUUCUCGAAGUUGGAUUACUCGGGUAUAGCUUUGCUGAUAAUGGGCUCAUUUGUGCCAUGGCUCUACUACUCGUUUUACUGCUCUCCACAGCCACGCCUCAUAUACCUCUCUGUGGUGUGUGUGUUGGGCAUUGCUGCCAUCAUCGUGGCACAAUGGGAUCGUUUCGCCACUCCACGCCACAGACCUACACGUGCAGGUGUGUUCCUUGGCCUGGGGCUGAGUGGCAUAAUUCCUACAAUGCACUUCACCAUCGCUGAGGGCUUUGUGAAGGCCACAACAGUAGGCCAGAUGGGUUGGUUUAUCCUAAUGGGUGCCAUGUACAUCACUGGAGCUGGCCUGUAUGCGGCACGCAUCCCUGAACGCUUCUUCCCCGGGAAAUGCGAUAUCUGGUUCCAAUCUCAUCAAAUAUUCCAUGUAUUGGUGGUGGCUGCAGCGUUCAUUCAUUUCUACGGCAUCUCCAACCUGCAGGAGUUCCGCUACGGCCUGGGAGGGGGCUGUACAGAUGACUCCCUCCUUUAAACAACUCCAUCCUUCUCUCCGCUUGCUUUCCACUCAUCACUUCUGAUGAGCAUUUUGAACACUUUCUGGAUCAGUUGUGGUUGGAAAGAGCUUUGUAUUACACUGCCUACCCUGCACUCACUGAUCAUAAAUUGUCCUAAGAUUGUUAUUGACUUUAAGGGAUUAUUAUCUAUAUUUUAAAAGGUUUAUACAAUCAUCAAUGUGUUUUAUUGUUGUAAUACUUGAAGACAUAAGUAAAUCUUACUACUUGGUUAAAGGAAUAGUCCAGUGGUUUUCAACCUAAUCUCUAUUGAUUAGCGUCGAGCAUCUGCAGUAUAUGUGUCAUUACAACAGGCAAGAAUUGUGACAUGGUUCCCUGUCAUGAGAAAAGCUUGUUUACUCCAAACUUAUCAUGUUACAGUGACCCCGAGUGUGAGGAACGUGCUAUAUAAAUGGAGCAGUUAUAAAGUACAACAAGAAUAAAUAUUUAAAUUGCAUGACUUUUAUAUUAUAAAUUCAAAACUCUUCAUAGUAAAGAUCGUACGAUGAGACAGACAUGAGAGGAAAGACUCAACUUGCUUACACUUUCAUGGUUUUGUGGUAUUCAUGCCGAAAGGGAACUGAGGUACUUGUGUUUUUCUGUUUUAUAUUGGUAAAACAAUACCACAAAUUUUCCCUUCUGUUCUACAGAAGUACUUUUUUUUUUGCAUCAAGUCUAUUAAAUGCCAACAAAUCCUCGAGACUUUCAUUAUGUGCUUUUCAAGUUUUUCUUUUUUACCCAUUCUUUUCUCAAUACAGGGAAAUGUAAAUUCUUGAUUGUGGUUAUGAAACAAACACUACAUAUUUGGUUGAAAAAACAUGGACUAUUUGUUUAGGCAUUUGUUCAGUUUUCAAGGCACUGUCACACUCCUGGGGGGGGUAAAAUUAUAUCUCAAGAGGCAUUUGAUCAUACACUGAGAGUUGUGUGAGCGGUGCUGCUUCCUGUCUUGUUCAGUCUAUACACACUGUUGGAUAAACACGCUCCAGAUCUGAGAGCAGUAGCUAUGACUUUUGGGCGGUGCAGGUAUCUAGAACUAUGGAAACAGGUAUAAAAUAUUAACGUCUUUCAUCUGCUGUAAACAAUUUCAUGUAAUAAUCUGUAGAGUUUGUGACAAAAUUGAAUUUUCCUAGAUAAAUUUUUAAAUGUU
Molecule: messenger RNA, 2783 nt
Organism: Neoarius graeffei (lesser salmon catfish)
Lineage: Eukaryota; Metazoa; Chordata; Actinopteri; Siluriformes; Ariidae
Gene: adipor1b
Product: adiponectin receptor 1b
Exons: 8
Coding region: 463-1617 (384 amino acids)
Biological process (GO): adiponectin-activated signaling pathway
Cellular component (GO): plasma membrane
Molecular function (GO): signaling receptor activity
Source: RefSeq, a predicted model, not a curated record